Molecule: messenger RNA, 4503 nt
Organism: Xyrauchen texanus (razorback sucker)
Lineage: Eukaryota; Metazoa; Chordata; Actinopteri; Cypriniformes; Catostomidae
Product: phosphoprotein associated with glycosphingolipid-enriched microdomains 1-like
Exons: 9
Coding region: 422-1642 (406 amino acids)
Biological process (GO): intracellular signal transduction; negative regulation of T cell activation
Cellular component (GO): plasma membrane; membrane raft
Source: RefSeq, a predicted model, not a curated record
GGGGCUGGAGGGAGUCACACAGCACAGGACCGAUAUGUAGUGUCUGGCGCACUGCAGCCCUCUCAAGCCUCACAUUCACAGUCUUCUUUAUCAUAUUUUGAUAUACAGCAUGUUGCCCUGGUCAUUUGAUUGAGUGCUGUUUUGUGCUUACGGAACCUGAGCUCCUCACAUAAACUCGUAAUACGAGAAACAGCUGAUCUACGGAUGCUCGUCUCGGAGCUGAUAAUGUCACAGUAGCUGUCAUCAGACAUGUUUGGCCGGUCUCAGGCAUGGCUUGCCUGAUCUUGUCUAGCUCUGCUAUCAAACAAGGGGGUGACAGCAAUUUUCUCAGGAUAACAAGGAGGCAACAAUCAUUGAAGCCAAACAAGUGUACAGUGAGGAGCGUUUGGUCGAUGAAGGCCAUUCAUCAUUGUGAUGUAUAAUGGCUCCUGUGCUGAGUGCUGUGUUGGGGUCAGGGGCCGUUGGGUCAGAGGUCACAGGGUUGGCAGUGCUGGCUAAAGGGGAGCUGGCACUUGUAGGCACGCUUACGGGACUCUCGGCUUUUCUGCUGCUCUCCAUUCUGCUGCUGCUGCUGUGUGCAAGCUGCCAGGGGCAGAAAAAAGGGAGCAGCAACCCAGGAGACCAUGAAAACCUGAUGAAUGGGGUGUCAGAAAAGGAAACACGUAGCCAGUCCGCAGAGAGUCAUGGUAUUGACCUGGCCAUUAGUAGCUCCCAAAACGAGCCUGCUACAGUACUUACAGACAUGAUGGACACAAGUCCCCAACCUUCAGAGGACAUGCUGUCCAGCCAGUCAGAAAACAGAUCCUCCAAGUGUCACCAGGACCGCAAGUUACCCAGCAUUCCACCCACUGAUGUCCUCAAGGACGCCAUGGCUGGUGCUCAAGCUGCCUCUGGGGAUGGAACAUACGAGGUGGUGAAGGACGGGGCCUCCCGCGAUGUCAGUGUUGAGGACUCACUGUAUGAGACUGUGAAGGAGCUGAAGGACAUUGGCCUCCACAAUGGUACGCUGAGCCCUAAGGAACCACAUGCACCCCUUCUCAACGGUCACCCCAGUCCCGCUACAUCAGAUCACACUGUCCUGCCUAAUGGCGCUGAGUAUGCCUCUGUCAACCUCAGCAAGAAAAGCCGCUAUAGCUCCGACAUGGAGGCCAGAUGCUCGGCUGCCAUUAUGGAUCUGGAAGAGCCGGAGGAUGAAAAACCACCUCCAGUACCCAACAAAGUUCUGGAUGUGAAUGACAACCAACAGAUUAAUGAGCUACCAAAUGGACAGUUACACUCCCCAUUGUCGACUCCAGAGCUUCAGGAUCAUGCAUUGCCGGACAGUGAGUUUUCAGACAUAUACUCCAAGGUACAGAAGCCUGUUGUUAAGGAAAAAGAGAAUGACUACAGCAGCAUUGGAGAGAUCAAGGGAAUGGAGACGGAGUCCACCUCCAGUGACCUUUACGCCAAAGUCAUGGAUGAAUAUCCACUGGCUCAUGGCUCUCAGCCUCGGGAGGAGCUUGUGGAGAAUUCAGACCCUGGGUACGAGACCAUCAAGAUCCCCAAAACAGCUGAUGGGUCUCCUCAGGGCAAUGGGAUAGCGGAACCUGACUAUGAGAGCUUGGCAGAACUGGGCCUAACCAGUGACAUCUCCCGUCUCUGACCACCCACUCAACACUAGGGACUCACUUGUUUGAGAUUUAGAGUUGGACUUUGGGGUGAUAUAACUAGAAUAAUGCACUUAACCCUUCCUGAUUGAAUGUUUCUGAGUACAGCAUUUCGGCACCCCUUGUAUUGGAGCAUUACAUUACAGUUCUAGUUUUAUCUGGUGUUGGGGUUUUGGAAGUGUACUAAUGAACUAGGGAUGUGCAAAACCACAUAUUUUCUAAAUUGACUGGUGGUUGGGUUGGCUGAAUUGCUAAUCGACUAGAACGUCUUAGGAAGCAUUGUCUAAUUAGCCUUUAUAUAAGACAUAUUCUUUCAUUGAAAAAAGUUUGAAGUGCAAUCAAAUGGAACAGAACACAUGUGUCUCAUGUCAUGUUUUUCAAAUUUAGACUAUUUCUAACUUGUCUUUAAAGCUCAAUGCAUAUGGCCGGAUGCUUAAAAAAACAGUGCGAGACGCGAUGCAAUGUCCAAAGACGUCCAUCUUAAUGAGUAUGGCUGUAGUUCCUGUGCUUUAAAUGGGAUUCAUUUAUAGACACAACUUUUCUGAGAGGGUUUUAGCAUGCCAACUGUCCAAUAGCUAAAGCACACCACACUAAUUUAAGCACAGCUGCUAAAAAUAUAUUUUUUUAAAUGUACGAAUAACAUUUAGAUAAACAAAUCAACCUCACCUAAAUGACUAGUCGACCAUUGUGUCCCAUCCCUAUAGUGAAUGAUAUUUCGCUGACCACAGUUGAUGUCAUCUUUUCAGUGUAAGACCUGCGACCCAGCAGAGAUAAUUCAACACUGUUGAAUGGCUCAGUAGAUGGAUUGCUUUGCUAUUUCGAGAAUAUUUGGGGACCACAAACCUGAGGUGCCCCCUUUAUUUCAGCUGUGCUCUUAUGAGAAAUUUCAUUCAUAACAUGAAGUAGUAGUUUCACCUGCUGUGAGCCACUUUGCCUCCAUGUUUUCACCCAAUACAAGUUGAGCAAAGAGCGUGUCUGAAUUAAGUGGAAUUGUGUCCUUGUAUUAUCCCAAGAAGAGAACCACACAGGUACAGUCAACAGCAUUACACUUAUUUCAAUCAUUCAGACCUGAUGGAGCACUUAGUUUCACAAGAGAUCAAGUGGUAAGCAGGAAAUAUUCACAUUGCACAUAUCAAUAGACAUGAGUCUUACUGAUGCAAGAUUAAUUUUUAUAAUUUUUUCAAAUCAUUGAUGUUUGAGGGAGUGACCUUUUAAGGUAUGCAGCAUUAGCCUAUAAUACUCGUUUAUGAGUGUUACUAAAAUUCUAUUAAUAUUUAGUCACCCAUGUCAUGUCAUUCCAGUUAUGUUUUUCAGUUUAACACAAAAGGAGUUUUGUGUUAAGAAUUUUCACAAAGUUAUUUUCCAUAUAAUGACAAAGUGACCAUGUCUGGCAAACGCCAAAGUGAAGAAGAAAAACACCAUAGAAGCAGUCCAAAUGUUGUAAAAUCUAGAAUGACUAAUAUUUAAUGUAAAUGUGGAUGACACUCCAGAGUUUUGGUGGACUGGCAGAUAAUCAGUGAAUAACAACUUAAGGUUUGGUCUUAAAUUUAACAAACCUGUUAUUAGACUUUAGAGGACUUAAAAUGCACACGUUGUAUGGACUAAUUAUAUGGUGAUUUAAUAUGGUCUUUAUGUCCUUUUUGGAGCAUGACCAAUGUGGUCACCAGGAACUGUCCUUGAAUGGAAAAGAGCUGUGUAAAGAUUCUUUAAAAAUUCCCCUUUUGUGUUCCACUGAAAAAAAGAAAGAAAAAGAAAACAGGUCUGAAAAGACACGAGGGUGAGUAAAUUAAAAAUAACAGAGUUUUCUUAUCUUUAGUUAAUUAUUCCUCUAUUGAAAGGUGGACAGGUUUUAUUGUUGAUGAAUUUAAAUUCUUUCAUUUGUUCACACAUUGUCCAUUAGUGAUGUGAUGGAGUUAUGUUACAUCGAUAUAAAUGUGAUCAAAAAAAUAGCUUUUGAGAGUUUUUUUUUUAUUAAUGCAGCUGUAUUGAUUGAAUAUCAAAUACAUUAUACUGUAUAUUUCAGAUAUUGUUUGGUUCUUACAUUUAAUAGGUACGUAACAUUUCAAAAGACUGAAAAGCACAGGGGAGAUUGACAUCAUGGUACUGCCACAAAGAGCUUUGCCUGGCAGCUUAGUCAAUGUACUUUAUUAUCAGGUAUGCAUUAGCUUCUUUUACACUCGUGUAGCAGUAUAAUAAUAAUAAAAAAAAUAAUUUGAUUGUAUAUAUAUAUAUAUAUAUAUAUAUAUAUAUAUAUAUAUAUAUAGCGUGUCCAGACACCGCAUGUGACCAUUUCAUGCCAAGAGACACUUGUACUGUAAAUAUUGACAUAACUAUUUUGAUCUUUUAAUUAUGUCACUGUUGUUGAAAUAUGGUUUUACACAAUAUUGUUAUCUUUCGCAAAACAGCUCUCCUUUCAAACAACAGUAAGUGAAACAUUUUAUAGUUUGUUUGUAUUGAGUAACUAAUGAAGCUUUUGGAGUCAGUGGAAUACAUGUUUUCUAGAUGCAUUGUAAUUAAAGAAAGUUUAAGUGGAUAAAUUAACAUUUAAAAUUUGCUUCAGUGAAAAGGGUAAGACAUAUGCAUUGCUUUGAGUUACUUUAGCACUAUUUAAAAUAUCAGGUGGACUGUGGAUAAGAGUCCCAAUGUUGUCCAUGUGUUUGCUUGUAAUAAUGGUACAUUGUGAUGGUACAAAUUCCAUAUUGAGAAGGUCCUUGUUUUAUGGUGAAGCAUUGUACAUUUCGUUUCUCCUUCUUCCCAAAUUCAAUAUAUUUAGUUGUAAAUAAGAGUGAAUUUUGUAUUUGUUUAUUUCAUCUUUUUAUUGUGGCAUUUGCUUAAUAAACAAUAUAGUUAUGCUGGA